This is a messenger RNA of Zingiber officinale, 1028 nucleotides long. Its product is annotated as protein LAZY 4-like. NCBI's taxonomy places the organism in Eukaryota, Viridiplantae, Streptophyta, Magnoliopsida, Zingiberales, Zingiberaceae. The transcript is spliced from 5 exons. The annotation marks the transcript as partial. Gene Ontology annotation, biological process: regulation of growth; gravitropism. The record is from RefSeq and is a predicted model, not a curated record.
UUAUCUUCAGAUAAUUCCAUAUCUGACAAGCUGAAACAAGAACCCAACGACUGGCCACAAGCAUUGUUGGCAAUCGGCACAUUUGGAAAUAAUAAAUUGAAGGAAGAAACUCAGAAGGAUGACCAUCCUCAAAACCUCCAUUGCUCUGAUGAUUUAACUGAUUUCACAGUUGAAGAGGUUAAUAAACUACAACAAGAACUAAAAAAGUUACUCAUACGCAAGUCAAAGUCCAGGUCUAGUACGGGAGCAGGGAUAGUUGAAGAAGGUAGAGUAAACCCGCCAUUGAACAGGUUCCGAAAUUGGCCAUCAAGCUUGGAAGUUGACAGAACUGCUAGUGCCAAAUUUGAAUCAUUGGAGGAUGAAAGCAAUGGGGACCUCUCACCUAACACUACGAUCGUACUACCCAAAUUGAAAAAUAUGUUGUUGGACGACCACAACGUGAAGAAGAAAAAACCCAUUUCAUUCCUUCUCAAGAAGAUUUUUGUGCGUGGCAAUGACUUCACACCAGCUCCAAGCUUAAGAGAUCUCAUACCUGAGUCAAGGAUGGACAAGAUUUUAAGAUCAAUUCUCACAAAGACGGCACACCAGCAAAAUUCUGCACCAAUUUCAUCAAAAAAUUACUUGGAGAAUAAACCAAAAGAGCAAGCACAUGAAGAGCAAGACGAGGGUAGGAAGAAAACCAAGUGGGUGAAAACAGAUUCAGAAUUUAUUGUUCUGGAGAUCUAGUGACCAACUGAUCAAGAUGGAGAUGGUUUGCCAAGUCUACGUUCUAUGCAAAGUUUACAAUGCGUGCCAAGCCUGGACCUUCAAAUGCAAUAGACAUUAAUUAUAAAAGAAUACAAGGGGUGGAAGUGAGGGGUUGUGGACAAAUGCCGAUCAGAUGAUCUUCAAACAUUGUAGCGCCUCUUAUACACUAGAAAAAGUUGGAUGAUAGGAACGAUUUGAUCUGAUGACUUCGUCUAGAUGUAAAUAUAAAUUAAAUCGAUUUGAGCAUAUCUAGUAUCAUUAAUAACAUAUUCAUAUGAAAA